This is a messenger RNA of Oryza sativa Japonica Group (Japanese rice), 3079 nucleotides long. RefSeq lists its product as uncharacterized. Gene Ontology annotation, molecular function: protein binding. NCBI's taxonomy places the organism in Eukaryota, Viridiplantae, Streptophyta, Magnoliopsida, Poales, Poaceae. The record is from RefSeq and is a predicted model, not a curated record. Gene Ontology annotation, biological process: response to endoplasmic reticulum stress.
UUGCCACGACACGCGCUACGCCCACCCAUCCACUCGCACCCCGCGCCGCACCAACACACGCAGAGGUGGUGAACUGGUUGAUCGAUGCUUGCUGCUGCUGCGCGUCGAGGCGGCUCCAUCGGCGGCAACCGCUGAUCGAUCGAUCGAUCCCGCGGGUUUCGUAGCACCCGAGCAGAAUGGGUGCUGGAAAGAAGACUCAGACCGAGAACGAGUUCCGUGAGCUCCCGGAAAAGGAGCUAGGAGGGGUGGUCUUUUGUUGCAAUAACAACACAUUCGAUGAAUGCUUCACUAAACAGUUAUUUGGUUUGCCUCAACGCAAUAUCUUGUAUGUGAAGAAUGUUAAACCUGGCUUGCCUCUCUUUCUGUUCAAUUAUAGUAACAGACAAUUGCAUGGCAUUUUCAAGGCUACAAGCACUGGCCAGCUUAAUAUCGACCGAUUUGCUUGGAUGUCUGAACAGUCUAAUGAUGCAAAGACAAAUGCAAAGACAACACCAUUUCCUGCACAGGUCCGCUUCUCUACCAGGACAGAGUGCCCUCCACUUCCAGAAAGCAAAUACAAAAGUGUAAUCAUAAACAAUUAUCGCAAGGAUAAACCUAGCCACUUCCGUUUUGAGCUAGACCAUCGACAAACAAGAGAUUUGAUUUCUUUGUUUCUACCUGCUCCUGUUCGCGCUAAUCAAAACAAACUUAGUAUUCCAAAACCUCCUGCUACCGCUCAUACUGUUCCAAAUCCAUGGAAUCGACCUCUGCCAUUUCUUACAGCAAAAGCACCUGUUGUUUCUGAUAAAGUGAAGAGUGAAUCCAAUGUGAAGGAUGUGGAUCAGUUCAAUGUUUCAUCACACUCACAUGAUAUUGUUCCUCAUACCUUGCCUGAUGUAGAAGUCGACCUUGCUAGCACAAGUACAACAUCAAGGAGCAACCUUAACAAAGAUGCUUCUGGCUGUGAUGACCUGGUUGCUGGUUUGAUCAAGGAAGAUAAAGAAUCUGUGGAUGAUGACCAGCAUGCUAAAAUGGAUUUACCAGUAAAGCUGCAAGAGCUGUCUUCUUUACAACAGAAGGAAGCCAAUUUCUUGGAGGAUGCUCCUGUUUCUACUUCAGCUCAAAGCAUACGUCAAGAUACACGGUUUGCUGCUACUCUCCCCAAAGAUUCAUUUAAUGCCACAUCUCAAUGUGACACAUCAUUGAAAGAUACAUCCUUUGUGCAAUGCCAUGAAUAUGCUGAGCUGUAUCAAAUUAUCAAUGAUUUAUCCAAGAAGACCGAAGAAAUGGAAAAGAUGAAGGUUGAUUCAGAUCAAGAAAUUUUGUUGUUGAAGAAAUUGGUAAAGGUUAUGGAAAGAAAAGUUGAACAUCUGGAACAGCAGCUUGAGAAAUCGCAUAGCUCUUCAGCACCACUCUUCGGUGUAACAAAUGAUGAUGUAGAAGGGCCAUCAAUACUCCUAACAGGUGGCCAUAAUGGCAUUAACUGGCUGUCAUCCCUUGAUUCAUAUUGCCCUGCAACGGACAUACUAGAAACUCUAAUGCCAAUGAGCUCAGCCCGUGCAUAUGCGGCUGUUGCCACAUUAAAGGACCAUGUCUUCAUUUUUGGUGGUUGGAAUGGCAUUCGCAGUUUGUGGUACAACACAGUGGAGUGCUACAACAGGGGAGCCAAUAAGUGGAUAGGAUUGCCCUGCUUGAAUCAUGAGAAAGGGCAUCUUGCUGGAGCUACCUUGAAUGGUAAAAUAUUUGCUAUUGGUGGGGGUGAUGGGUCUCAGUCUUUUUCAGAAGUAGAGAUGUUUGAUCCAGCAGUGGGGAAAUGGAUAUACAGUUUGUCCAUGCAGCAACCUCGAUGUGCUCCUGCUGCGGCUGAAUUAAAUGGCGUUCUCUAUGUAAUUGGUGGUUAUGAUGGCAACAUGUACUUACAGUCAGCAGAAAGGUAUGAUCCAAGGGAAGGCUUCUGGACCCAACUUCCACGUAUGCGGACAAGAAGAGGAUCCCAUUCAGUAGUUGUCUUGGGGGAUUCACUACAUGCUCUGGGUGGCCUGAAUAGAAAUACCACGUUUUCCAGCGUAGAGAUUUUUGACACCCGUGCCAACUCAUGGAGAAGGGGGAGCCCACUCAGCGUCCCAAGAGCACACGGAUGUGCGGUUACAUUGGACGGCAACGCAUACCUCAUUGGUGGUAUCCAAAGCAGUGAAGAAUACGUUGAAACUGUUGAGGUUUACAAGGAGGGCCAAGGCUGGUCCAUCUCUGGUUCCAAGGCAUUCGGGAAGAGAGCUUUCGCAUGCGCCGUUGCCAUUUGACAGGAUUGCAGAAGUGCAGAUGAACCCCCGGGCCGGUUUUGUACAGCACCAGUCCCCAACCCCGCCUCACAGUAUUACCUUCUCUCAAGCGAAAUAUUGCCGCUCAUUGCUGAGCACUGACGCCUGACGGCCCAUCCAUUCUGUGCAUCCCAGUCAUACGGUUUUUACAUUUUAGAAACAACACCGUAGCGAGUUCUGGUAUGCGUUAACUCUGCCCGUUGUUGUUUCUCACUGAAGAUAGGUGUUGUUGGUUGUCACCUGAUUGUAGCGGAGCAAACUGAACUGUCUACAGGACACUAGUUACUUAGAGAAGUUCGAAUGAACAAACUUUAGCUGGUGAUAGCAGUACAUAUGGGAGGCUUGGAAGCUGGUAUAAUUUUUGAUUUUUUUUUUGAAGCAACUUUUCAGGUUCUGCUUGCUGGGAGCAGGCGGGAAUAAUAGCUGCAACAAUUUCGCCAGUAAUCCAGUGAAUUACUGCUACUGUUGGCGGUGCUGAAUUCUCCUUUGCGCCGUGUACUAGUCAGAGGCAGAUCAGUUCGUGGGGAAUCUGGACUGUGGAACAAUGCAGUGUUCGUGUGUUGGUGUGGAAUGCAGUGCAACGAUGCUAAGCAACGAAUAUGAGCCUAACCUCUCAUAUCCUAACCUGCAGCUGCAGGUCUGCCUAACUGCCUAGUACUAGCACAGGAGCAAAGGUUUUGCUCGAGCUUGAAGGACAAGCUGCGUGUACGAGAUUUCAGAGGCAGGUAGUACACGAAAUUCAGGUGGAGGAUUCUCUCUAACUAUAGGCCCUGUUUCUUUCA